Messenger RNA from Drosophila melanogaster (fruit fly), 1035 nucleotides. RefSeq lists its product as uncharacterized. The record is from RefSeq and is marked reviewed. Bases 49 to 840 code for a protein of 263 amino acids. Lineage: Eukaryota; Metazoa; Arthropoda; Insecta; Diptera; Drosophilidae. The transcript has a single exon.
AUUUGUCAGUUAUCGUUUUUAAAAAUUCGAAAUUCCCUAGUUAAGCCAAUGAUUCAGGAACCGAACUGGAAAAAGGACUACGACCGUCUGGUCCGCGAGCAUUUGAAUGAUCAGAAUCAGACGAAGUCGCUACAACGACAAAUACGGCAUUUUCGCUCAAAGCGCGUACGACUCCAGAAUGAAAUCGAGGCGGAGAGCAGGAGCAUGGACGUUUGGGUAAAGAUGAUGGAGAACUUGCACCGCGGAGUGGAGCGCUUUCAGAAGCACCACCACCUGCUCACGCCCAAAAAGCGCAAGCAGCUGCGCCGCAUAAUGCGAAAGCUGCCCUUGAGCAGUUUGGAUGAGCAGGUGCGACUGAUGGAGGUGUCGGAGCGGUUGGUGCCCAAGCCGUGCAAGGAGACUCCUGAACCACCGAAGGGCAACGAACGCCAGUUCAUCAAGUACUCAGUUCCGCAUCAGAAAAAGAACUGUGAUCCUAAUAAUCAAUCCCCCGUGGACAAACGGCUGGCCAGGAUAUAUGCCAAUCUGAAGGCUCUGCUAAAAAUCCACGAGCAGACCUCGUCCGUCAUCGCUGAUAUACAUUCCCUGAUCGCCACUAUUAACUAUUUGGAGCGGGGGCACUGCACCAAGAUAAAGAUCACUCCAGCGGAGGGCUCCAGGCCGUCAAUAAAGGCUACCAUCGAAUUGGAUCGGCUGCGCAAGACCAAGCACGGCAACCACUACACGCGGGAAAUUAUGGACGUACGUCCUCCGUACAUCCUUGACCAUGUGCCGCAAUUGAAACCAAACAUUUUCGACGCUCUGGGGAGAAAGGCGAAAAAAUCAAAAUCCAAGCACUGAACCGUUUCUGGUGGGGAAAAUAAUUUAUUACUCCAAGAAUUAGUCUACUUAGACAUAGUCUACUGAACAUGCUCUAUGCUACGCUAGUUCUGUCCUGCGUCAGUUUGAUAUAUACAAUUUACAAUAAUCUCAUUUAGCUCGGGCAAAGUGGUGGCUGAUUACAGAGAACAAUUUAAAUUAUAUCCAAACCAAUAG